CGUUGAUGUUCAACAGGCUGUUGGCUUGAAUUUCCAACAGGGAGAAGGAAAUCAAGAGGAAGCGGCCUUCUGCCGACCAGCAAGCGCUGUUUUCUCUUGAUUUCUUGGUUCAAUUUUCCUAAAAUUCAAUCCCAACAUUUUGAAAAUCAAUAACCAUCAUUCCAUAAUCCAUAUAUAUAAUCACAUUCGAAACAAGUCGUAAAUAAUAAUAAAUCAAUCAGAAUGAAGCAGCUAUGGAGGAGAGCUUCGGGUAAAAUCAAGGACAGAAACAGCAUUUUAAUGACAAGCUUAACAAGGAAGACGAAGCACAGGCAUCCUGAUCUUGAGGCAGCUGUAAUCAGAGCUACGAGUCAUGAUGACUCUUGUGUUGAUUACAAGAAUGCACAGCGUGUGUUCAUGUGGGUUAGGACCUCUCCAUCUCAUCUGGUCAUUUUCUUAUGGACUCUAACACGCCGAUUAGAACGCACACAAGACUGGAUUGUAGCUCUCAAGUCCUUAAUCCUCCUUCAUGGAGUCCUCUGCACAAAGGCCCCUGGCACACGUAAGAUUGGACGUCUCCCCUUUGAUCUUUCAGGGUUCCAAGAUGGUUACAUUCGUGAUGGCCCCUUACGUGGGGCUUGCACUAGUUUUGUUCAUGCUUACUUUGUCUUCUCCGACCUUAAGUCUGUCACGCUUUCAGCAGAGUUGCAUGAUGAAAUGGAGCUUCCAAUUAUAGUAGAGGAGAAAGAUAAGAUAAGGAUGCAUCUUGAAAGGGUAAAACGAUGGCAGAAUCUCCUGGAAACAGUACUACAUGUCAGACCGUAUGGUGGCAUCAGGAUGACAGAUCAAGUGGUGGUUCUCGAAGCUAUGGAUUGUAUGGUUAUUGAGGUAUAUGAGUUGUAUAGUAAGAUUUGUGAUGGAAUAGCUAAGGCAUUGCUCAAAAUUUACAGUAAUCGGUUGGGAAAAGCAGAGGCUUCAAUCGCUCUGGAUGUAGUACACAAGGCCAACAAACAAGCACAAGACUUGUCUGAUUAUUUCGAGUUUUGCCAAAUAAUUGGGGUGCUUCGUGGAACUGAAUGUCCACAAAUUCAACACAUUCUGGAAGACGACUUAUUAGAACUCGAGAAAAUUAUCAACGGAAAUGGGGUCUCGCAGUCAGCAGCAAUUAUGUCAGAUAAAGCUGAUUAUAAAGAGGAAGGUACUAGUAAUCACAAUACAGAAUCUAUAGUGGCAGUAAGUGAAAGAAAAGAUAUAGUAAAUGAUAUGGAAAGGAAAAAGCCACAUUUGAAGACAAUAAUUACAGAUAAAUGGGAGGUGUUUGAUGAAGAUAUCAGCCAAGCUAAGACUGGAGGAGGAGGAGGAGGAGGAGGAGGAGGAGGAGCAUUGGUGGAUCCGUUUGCAGCUUCUUCGAAUGUUCCACCACCCAAGAUUCACUUCAACCCCUUUAUUGAUUAUCAAGGUAAACCUUCUCAGUAUGUACUUAGCUUGUUAUAGACUUGUAGCUGCUCCAAUAUUUUUCCUGGUUUCUGGUUAUCUACCCAUGUCACCAAUUUUUUUCUUUUGGUUUGCUCAGCUAGUAAAUUUUGAGGAAUCUCAAAUCAUCUAAGAGAUGGUAUUUUACCAGUUCAUGUAGUGAAACAUCUGUUGUAUUUUAUAAUACUUGUAAAUUAUUUACAUUUAUAUUAUAUUUAUGGAUACAAAUUCGUUAGCAAAA
Messenger RNA from Spinacia oleracea (spinach), 1693 nucleotides. RefSeq names its product putative clathrin assembly protein At1g25240. The transcript has a single exon. Gene Ontology annotation, molecular function: phosphatidylinositol-4,5-bisphosphate binding; clathrin heavy chain binding; 1-phosphatidylinositol binding. Lineage: Eukaryota; Viridiplantae; Streptophyta; Magnoliopsida; Caryophyllales; Amaranthaceae. Bases 223 to 1473 code for a protein of 416 amino acids. Gene Ontology annotation, cellular component: clathrin-coated pit; clathrin-coated vesicle. The record is from RefSeq and is a predicted model, not a curated record. Gene Ontology annotation, biological process: clathrin coat assembly; vesicle budding from membrane; clathrin-dependent endocytosis.